Molecule: messenger RNA, 2085 nt
Organism: Triticum turgidum subsp. durum (durum wheat)
Lineage: Eukaryota; Viridiplantae; Streptophyta; Magnoliopsida; Poales; Poaceae
Source: the annotation of a GenBank genome assembly
AUGGGCUGCGUCGCGUCCAAGAAGGCCGUCGUCUCUAUCACUCCGGCAGUCGACUCGUCCGGCGUGUUCCGUGACCGCGCGCUGGAGCCCGCUGCCGUCUCCGCCUCCUCCCUGCGCAGCUCGGCUGCUGCAGCCGCGGCGGCGAGGUUGGUGGAGAAGAAGGACGACGCGGAGGAGACGGGAAAGGCUGUCGUCGCCGUGGCGGCCGCGUCGCGGAGCUUCCGGCUGCGGAACCUCCGGAGGAGCCUUGAGGGGGAGCAGGUGGCCGCCGGGUGGCCGUCGUGGCUCAGCGCCGUUGCCGGGGAGGCCAUCCAAGGCUGGAUCCCUCUCAAAGCCGACUCCUUUGAGAAGCUUGAGAAGGUUGGGCAAGGCACAUACAGCAGUGUAUUUAGGGCGCGCGAUCUCGACACUGGAAAGAUUGUCGCACUGAAGAAGGUGCGAUUUGACAAUUUUGAGCCAGAGAGUGUUAGAUUCAUGGCAAGGGAGAUACAGAUGUUGAGAAGGCUUGAUCAUCCAAAUGUCAUGAAGCUGGAAGGCUUGAUUACUUCUAGGUUAUCAUGCAGCCUUUAUCUAGUGUUUGAAUACAUGGAGCACGAUCUUGCUGGUCUUUGUUCCUCCCCUGACAUCAAGUUCACUGAAGCACAGGUUAAGUGCUACAUGAACCAGUUACUGUCAGGACUUGAGCAUUGUCAUUCACGCCGCAUUGUUCACCGUGACAUCAAGGGUGCCAAUCUCCUUGUGAAUAACGAAGGAGUUCUAAAAAUAGCUGAUUUUGGUCUGGCUAAUUACUUCGACCCAAGUAAAAACCAUCCUCUGACCAGCCGGGUUGUUACACUGUGGUACCGACCGCCUGAACUAUUGCUAGGGUCAACUCACUAUGAUUCAGCUGUUGAUUUGUGGAGUGUUGGGUGUGUAUUUGCUGAGUUGUUACGUGGAAGACCUAUCUUACAGGGAAGAACCGAGGUAGAACAAUUGCAUAAGAUCUUUAAGUUAUGUGGCUCCCCUGCUGAUGACUAUUGGAAGAAGUCAAGGUUGCCUCAUGCAACAAUAUUUAAACCUCACUGUCCUUAUCUAAGUACCCUUCGAGAUGUUUUUAAAGAGGUGCCGGAACAUGCAUUCAGUUUACUAGAAACUCUUCUGUCGGUGGAGCCAUACAAGCGUGGUACUGCAUCAUGCGCCCUUACAUCCGAGUUUUUCAAGACAAAACCUUAUGCAUGCGAACCUAUAAGCUUGCCUCAGUAUGCACCCAACAAGGAGAUGGAUGCAAAGUUACGAGAAGAGUUACACAGAAGAAAGGCCGGUAGCAGAGGGCAUGGGCCAGAAACAUCAAAGAAGUCAUCAAGGCUAAACAGAGCAGCAAGAGAACAAAGUGCAGCCAACAGGCAAAUCGAAAACAGAGAGGAGUCCAAAACCAAACCAAAGGUAACCAAGGAUGGUGCAGUGCAGGUUCAUACAAAGGUUAAUGGUGAUGCUAGGCUAUUCACAGACACACAACUGGUUCCCGCGGCCCAAGUUAAAGAAAGGGGUCGUCAUGCUAAGAAUGAUUCACGGGAGGAAAUCCCUUUCUCUGGGCCCUUGAUUGUUUCGUCAUCCAGUGGCUUUGCAUGGGCCAAAAAACCGGAAGGUCGUUCUUUUACCAGAUCACGGAACAGAUCUAGUUCAAGAGGCGAAUUCACUGACGUAGAUUGGGACAACAAGCCACAAGCUAAAGAGAACAUUGGAUUGGAGGAACAACAUAGCAGAGAUGUGCAUGUAGCAUGUGUCAACUCCAAGGUCCGAGAGCCUCAGGAGGUAGCAAAGCGUGCAGUUCUGAAGAAGUGGUCACAGUUAGAGCGUCCAGAUUCAUUUGAUUCUCGCGACACUUACCACUCUCAGAAUUUUUCAAAUGCAAUAUAUCUUGGGGAUGCUCUCUCAUCGAAAAAUAGCAUGAAGGACGACCACUAUCAAGGAGGAGAAAGGGCUGAAUAUUCAGGCCCUUUAUUGUCCCAAACCCACAAGGUUGAUGAACUGUUAGAGAAACAUGAGCGUCACAUUCGGCAAGUGGUCAGAAAAUCGUGGUUCAGGAGAGGUAAUGUGGUUUCAUAA